Molecule: messenger RNA, 582 nt
Organism: Microthlaspi erraticum
Lineage: Eukaryota; Viridiplantae; Streptophyta; Magnoliopsida; Brassicales; Brassicaceae
Source: the annotation of a GenBank genome assembly
AUGAAUUCUCAGAAGAGAGAAAGAACUAAGCUCAAAGGUGAAUACAAGGAAAUGCCGACCUGGUCCUUGAUCGAGCUGGAGCUCGUCUUUACGUCGACCGGAAUAGCUCGGAUGGCAGUUAACUGGCUUACGAGGGAGUCGCUUGGUGGGCUCGAGGUCUUCUUGCUGGGCUUGAGUGGGCCUGGACUUCAAUCUUGGAUCAAGGUAAUGGGCCCUUACGGGCUAGAUUCCAGAGCCAUCUUGAAAGAGAACUCACCAGAAGAACCUAGAGGGCGGAAAGAAACAGAUCUGAGGCGUUUCGGUGUAGAAGAGAUCCGACCAAGCAAACCAGCACCGAUUGAUCUGAAACUCGAUCUAGAUCUGACGGCAGUGGACUUCAAGGGGGAUUUUCCGUCGACUCGGAACGAACCAGGAGACAAUUUUCAUCUCGUUGGAAAGCUCUCUGGAUCAGCUUUCUAUAACCGUCAAGAUCGUUCCAAUCCGACGUCUGAAAGUUAUCGCAGGUUUUCUCUUUUGGCCAAAAACCCUAGUUUUCCAUUCAACAUUGUUAAAAAAAAAACCCUAGUUUUACUGAAAGCCUAA